Messenger RNA from Ostrinia furnacalis (Asian corn borer), 2510 nucleotides. RefSeq names its product CDP-diacylglycerol synthase (gene Cds). NCBI's taxonomy places the organism in Eukaryota, Metazoa, Arthropoda, Insecta, Lepidoptera, Crambidae. The record is from RefSeq and is a predicted model, not a curated record. Gene Ontology annotation, molecular function: phosphatidate cytidylyltransferase activity. Gene Ontology annotation, cellular component: endoplasmic reticulum membrane. The transcript is spliced from 10 exons. Bases 137 to 1480 code for a protein of 447 amino acids.
AUUUUUCGUUUGACAUGACAAGUCGGAAAACAUCGACUCGUCUUGUCGUUGUAUUUUUCUAAUCGUAAAUGGAUUAAAUAUACGAAUUUUGCGGAAUAAUAUUGUUGUGGCAUUUGUGUUGUGAUUGUGAUUAAAAAUGAGUGAAAUUAGGCACCGACGUGGGGAAGGCGACGGCAACGAUAAAGUGGAAACUGCUGGAGAAUCUGACCAUGUUGAUUCGGAGGAAGAGAAGGUGUUAGAAGAGAAGUAUGUGGAUGAAAUGGCGAAGUCUUUGCCUCAGGGCACGGACAAGACGCCUGAAAUUCUCGACUCUGCCUUGUCUGGUCUUUCUUCUAGAUGGAGAAACUGGGUCAUUCGAGGCAUCUUCACCUGGUUAAUGAUCGGCGCAUUUUGUCUGCUGAUCUAUGGCGGUCCUUUGGCUCUUAUGAUUACGGUACUAUGUGUACAAGUAAAAUGCUUUGAGGAGAUCAUCAACAUAGGCUAUGCUGUGUACAGAGUCCACGGCUUGCCAUGGUUCCGUUCCCUCUCAUGGUACUUCCUACUGACUUCCAACUACUUCUUCUAUGGGGAGAAUUUAAUCGACUACUUCGGUGUUGUGAUUAACAGAACGGACUACCUCAAGUUCCUAGUGACGUACCACCGCUUCAUUUCGUUCAGUCUCUACUGCUGCGGGUUCGUCUGGUUCGUGCUAUCGCUAGUGAAGCGCUACUAUAUGCGGCAGUUCAGUCUGUUCGCUUGGACGCAUGUAGCACUACUCAUCGUGGUCACACAGAGUUACCUCAUCAUCCAGAACAUCUUUGAAGGACUGAUCUGGUUCAUAGUGCCGGUGUCGAUGAUAAUCUGCAAUGACGUCAUGGCGUACGUGUUCGGAUUCUUCUUCGGGAAGACGCCUCUCAUCAAGCUGAGUCCCAAGAAGACCUGGGAAGGAUUCAUUGGUGGUGGAUUCUCCACUGUCAUAUUUGGACUUGUGCUAUCCUACAUGAUGUCCCAAUACCCGUACCUGGUGUGCCCGAUCGAGUACUCGGAAUCGCUCGGCCGCAUGACGAUGGACUGCGAGCCGUCGCAGCUGUUCCGUCUGCAGGAGUACACGCCGCCUCAGUUCGUGCAGCCUGUCAUGAAAGUGCUGGGCAUGGAGAAGUUCAACAUGUACCCGUUCAUGAUCCACUCGCUCGCACUCAGCAUCUUCAGCUCGGUCAUCGGGCCGUUUGGAGGCUUCUUCGCGUCUGGAUUCAAGCGCGCGUUUAAGAUCAAGGACUUCGGCGACGUGAUCCCAGGUCACGGCGGCAUCAUGGACCGCUUCGACUGCCAGUUCCUCAUGGCCACGUUCGUCAACGUCUACAUCACCAGCUUCAUCCGCACCGCCACGCCGCAGAAGCUGCUGCAGCAGGUAUACAACUUGAAACCAGAACAGCAGUUGCAGUUAUUCUACGCUCUCAAAGAGUCCCUGGAACACAGGAACAUACUCAACUUGGUACCUUAAACGUCUAGGCCAGCCCCAGGUAUCUCACCUUUAAAUUAACCAAUAUUGACUACUAAAUUGUACGUGGGACUUUACACUUGGCGGUCGGAACGCUGCGUUUUUAAAACCGCAUGAAGUAAAAGUAAAGUUUAUGUUGGUUUGUUGCAAAAUCAUCUACAGUAUUGAAUCCUCUUUAGUUAUUUCUAUAGGUUAUUUUUCAAUAAAUUGAAUAUUUUAAUUUUCUGUGAUAAUAUAAUAUGCAUGUAUACAAAUUAAAUACGUGUAUGCAAUUUUUCUUUCGUUCACAGCUGUAUGUCAGCAUUUGACAGAUCCAACAAUUGAAAAAAUACCUUAAAAGUAGUUUCUCAUUGAGAGCAUUUGUGUGUAAGGCCCUUCAUCCACUUGCUAUGAUUUAAGUAUAAUACGGUAACUUUAUAUAUUCGUUUUGAACUUUACAACAAAGAAUUCUAGUUAAAAUUGAGUCUUGGCCUAUUACAUUACACGCGAAGGCUUCCAAUGGGUAAUCACCUUUACUAUUUUAUCCUUUUGUUCUUACAUUAGGCGUUUCGCGUUUGACCGCCAAGUGUGACGGUGCUGUAAGGUUGACAUAUCGUGUGUACCUUGAAAAGAUAAAAAACAUAUUCUAGUCCGUGAUUACUGAAUCAUUUACUAUGAUACAUAACAAAUUACUAGUAAGAUUAAAACAUUCACCGUGAACUUCCUUGAUAUCUUCGAUAUGUUACAAAAUAUCAAAGUGAAUGAUUCAAUUCUAUAUAGCAAAUAUAUUAUUUAUCCAGAUGCGGUUAAAUACCUGGAUUUAACUUAAUAUACGAAUAGGGUCUACAUAGAUUUUAAUAGUGAAAUAUUAAUAAUAAUAUAAAACAUCUUAUAAUAUUUGAAACCAAUACACAGUCAGAAUCGUCUUACAUUCCAUUAUGACAUCGAUUUAUAUUAUUACCACGAAAGUUAAGAAAUAUCUUCCAAAUAUACGUUUUUUUCACGCGUUUGUAAAAUCGGACUGUGUAAAGGUUUCUUUAUUGACAUAAAAACU